Molecule: messenger RNA, 831 nt
Organism: Brenthis ino (lesser marbled fritillary)
Lineage: Eukaryota; Metazoa; Arthropoda; Insecta; Lepidoptera; Nymphalidae
Source: the annotation of a GenBank genome assembly
AUGAAACGAAUUGGCAUUUUCGUCUGUUUGAUGAUUCAUUUUGCACAUCCAAACAAACCUAAUGAAACUUGUGAAUGUGGAAUUGCGGGAAAGAAUCGUCGUAUCGUGGGUGGGAAUACAGUUCAACCCCAUCAGUAUCCAUGGCUAGUGGCUCUGAUGCUGGGAUCGAAAUUACAUUGCGGAGGAGCAAUUAUUACUGACAUGCAUGUACUCACUGCUGGACAUUGCAUCACAUUUGGAGUUCAUUAUCGAGACCUAUCAGUACACGUUGGGAUGCACGAUCGUCUUGAAUCGUCACAUAGUGUUCUUCGACUGUCCAAUGGAGUUAAACAUCCAAAAUUCACAUCAAAUGCUGUACGUGAUAUUAAUGACAUAGCAGUAUUGACCCUUGAGAAGAAACUGAAGUUCUCUGACAAAGUUCGUUCUAUUUGCUUACCCGCUGAAGAUAUGGAUUUCCGAGAUAUACCCCUAACAGUAGCUGGUUGGGGGAAAACCAGACAAGGUGCACUAACCUCUUCUCGUUACUUAUUAGAAACGAGAGUAAAAAUAGUUUCUAGUCAUAUAUGUACCAAAUCUUCCAUAUAUAAAGAUAACCUUGUUCCGGAUACAAUGAUGUGUGCAUAUAGCUUAGGAAAGGAUGCUUGUCAGGGUGAUAGCGGUGGGCCAAUAUUUUCAUCACAUUAUAAAACUCAACACAAGAAAUGGUAUCAAGUUGGUAUUGUUUCGUGGGGGAUCGAUUGCGCCAUGCCAGAUUACCCGGGAGUGUACACAAUUGUGUCCAAAUACAUACCUUGGAUAAAGCAACAAACAAAAGAUGGAUUAUCCUGCGCC